CCAUGGAUCCAGAGGCUGCAGUGACUGAUCUACAACCCCUGCUGCUGUUCUUCGAUUGUGAGGCGGCAGCAGGGAACGUUUUCCGCCACAAUAUCAUCGAGGUUGCCAUGAAGUGUCAGCCAGACUUGCACCCUACUGCCGAGUUUGACAGCCUCAUUCACACCGACCAGCGCAUUGGUAGUUUUGGACAGGAGAAUGGGCUGACUGCCAGAGUUCUAGAAGGCCAGCCCACAUUCCCAGAGGUGCUGGACCAGCUGCUGGCCUGGUGCUCAAGUGUGGUGGAACAGGUCAACACACUCACCAACUGUUACCAUUAUCCAGUGCUGGUGGCACAUGGAGGAGAGCUGUUUGACUUUCUCAUGUUAUUCUCUCAUUGUGAGCGGCACAACGUUCCGAUCGACAAACUCCGGGAACACAACAUACAUUUUGCGGACACGUUCAUACACCUAGAUGAGGUAAAACAAGCUGGACAUAAGCUGUUGGACGGUUGUCCUCUAUCUCUGGACUUCCUACUCAACGAGUGGUUCCCAGGGGAAUUCACUGAAGGUCGACACCGAGCCAUGGUGGAUGUGCAGUUGCUGAUCAAGGUGUUCUAUGAGACACCUCUUCACCAGUUUCUGGACACUCUUCCCAUCUUCAGUACAGAGGAAUGGUACGAGUUUUAUCAGACUAAGAAGGAGAUACAGAAGGACAAGAGAGAGUUUGGAGAUAAACUGCUGUUCU
Branchiostoma floridae (Florida lancelet) is the source of this 723-nucleotide messenger RNA. RefSeq lists its product as uncharacterized. Gene Ontology annotation, molecular function: 3'-5' exonuclease activity; nucleic acid binding. The record is from RefSeq and is a predicted model, not a curated record. NCBI's taxonomy places the organism in Eukaryota, Metazoa, Chordata, Leptocardii, Amphioxiformes, Branchiostomatidae.